Messenger RNA from Dromiciops gliroides (monito del monte), 3259 nucleotides. RefSeq names its product calcium release activated channel regulator 2A (gene CRACR2A). The record is from RefSeq and is a predicted model, not a curated record. The transcript has 19 exons. The coding region runs from base 623 to 2767 and encodes 714 amino acids. Lineage: Eukaryota; Metazoa; Chordata; Mammalia; Microbiotheria; Microbiotheriidae. Gene Ontology annotation, molecular function: calcium ion binding; GTP binding; GTPase activity.
GAGGAACAACCUGUCUACAACACCAGGCACUGGACGUCCCACUCAAGAACCGCCUGGAUGAGUGCUCGUGGAUACAGAGGCGCUUCCCCUCCCCUGUUCACUUCAGCGCAGGGCGACAAGGAAAGGGGGCAACUAGGACCCCAAGGGCCCGGGAGACAGAACCUGUGAGGCAGGCUAGGGCAGCGUCAGCCCCGCCUCCCCGAGACCAGAGCUACCCCCUUCCUAGCCUCCUCCCCUUCCCCGAGCCUCUCACGUCUCGCCACCUGACUCCAUUGAAACUUUGGAGCGGGGGUCCUGCGGGCGGGCGUUUGGAGGCGCCCUGAAAGCCGAGAGAGAGCCCCGGGGGUUCGCACUCGGGAGCUGGGCAAUCCAGACCAGCCUCGUCCUGUCCCGCUUCCGACUUGGCAAAGGUUGGGCAGCUCCUAGGGAGAGGAGGAGUAAGGCGACCGAGUACCGGGAGAAACCCAGCGUGCGCGGCUGAACAGCUGGCAGAGAAGCCCAGCGGCAGAGAGGGGAGUGGGGGUCACUCCAGAUGACAUCAUUCUGAUUCUUCAAGGAAGCUGGCUCAGAGACAUGAUCAGGUUCAGGAACAGAGCUGGACCGUGGAUGCUGAUCUGACAAGAUGGCUGCUCCUGAAAAGAGAGAGGUUCGAGGAUCUGGGAAGGCCAGGCUUACACUUAAGGGGAAUGGGGCCAACCCCAAGCUCCCGGAGGAUGUACAGGGGAGUGGGACAAGGGGACAGGACCCUAGCCAGCUGGAUAUGUUGAAAAAAGUUCAGGAAUUCUUCCAGAACUGUGACACAGAGGGCAAAGGCUUCAUCGCCAGGAAGGACAUUCAGCGGCUUCACGAUGAAUUACCUCUCAGUCUGGAGGAUCUGGAAAAUGUGUUUGAUACCCUGGAUGCUGAUGGCAAUGGCUUCCUGACUCUAGAGGAGCUCACCAGUGGAUUCAGUCAUUUCUUCUUUAGCCAAAAUAACUAUAACUCUGAUGAACAGGGGGCCCAGCCCCAGGAGGAGAAAGUCUAUCAGUCCAGGUGGGAAGAGGUGAUUGACAACCGGGAUGAAGAUGAGGAAGACCAGUUCCACACACUGAUGAAUAAACUUGGAGCACAGAAAAUUUUAGAAGAUGUAAGUGAUGUUAAGCAACUUUGGGAGCAGCUAAAGAAGAAUGAGCCUCACUUGCUGUCCAACUUUGAAGAAUUUCUCUCCAGAAUAUUCUGCCAGCUUCAGGAAGCCCACAAGGAGAAGGAUGAACUGGAAUGUGCCCUGGAAAGGAAAAUUGCCACAUAUGAUGAAGAAGUUCGGUAUCUCUAUGAGGAAAUGGAGCAGCAGAUAAAAAAUGAGAAGGAGCAGUUUCUCCUGAAGGACAUGAAGAAAAUUCAGUGCCAGAGUCAGGAACUGGAGCAAAAGCUGGUGUCAAAGGAACAGGAGUUGGAGCAGCUUGUCCAGAAGCAGAAACGGCUGGAAGGUCAGUUCUUGGCCCUCAACAAUGACAAGCAUGAAACCAAAGCAGAGAACACUAAACUCAAACUCACCAACCAGGAGCUGGCUGAGGAAUUGGAGCGGACCUCGAGUGAGCUCCAGUAUGCCCAGCUGCAGCUGGAGAGCCUGCAGAAAGAGGCUUGCAAACUGCAAGAGGAAAAGGAGAUGGAAGUAUACCGGGUGACAGAAAGUUUGCAGAGAGAAAAGACGGGUCUUUUGAAACAACUGGAUUUCCUAAGGGAAAAGAACAAGCACCUACAGGAUGAACGAGACAUGUGUUUGCAGAAAGAUAAAGCCGCAGCUGCAUCAAAAGCAAGCUGGAAGCAAAGAUCUGGCUCUAUCAUAGGAAAAUACAUGGAAGGAAAAGGUAUCCCUAGAUGCCAGUCAACUGAGGAGGAAGAUGUGUUCGGUAUGCCGAGAAGGAAAAGCUCCAUUGGCCUGAAUGGGACCACAGAUGGGGAGCCUGGGACCAAUGGGCCAAGUCUUCGGGCCCUCAGGAGGAUUAUCUCCAUUGAGGAAGACCCCCUGCCUCAGUUUCUGGAGAGGCACUCAGAGGGACAGCUGAGUAGAUGUCAGGAAGAGGAGGAGAGCAGUGGGCAGAACCAAGAGGGAAAGAAGCAACAAGCACCAUCCUUGGAACCCACCUCUCCUCGAGGACAGCCAGUAGGAAAGGAGACAGGGAUCCACGAGAAGAGCCCUCCCAACUCCCCAGAUCGGCUUUUCAAGAUUGUGUUUGUGGGCAAUUCUAGCGUGGGGAAGACAUCUUUUCUGAAGAGGUUUUGUGAAGACCGAUUUUCCCCAGGCACGGCAGCCACUGUUGGGCUAGAUUACCAAGUGAAGACAGUGAAAGUGGACAGAUCCCAGGUGGCCUUGCAGCUGUGGGACACAGCUGGGCAAGAGAGGUAUCGCUGCAUCACCCAGCAGUUCUUCCGCAAGGCAGAUGGUGUCAUUGUGAUGUACGACAUCACAGCCAAGCAGACAUUCAUGUCCAUCCGCCAGUGGCUGACGAGUGUCGAGGAAGCUGUGGGAGAGAACAUUUCCAUCCUUCUUCUGGGCAAUAAGGUUGACAAUGAAAAAGAGAGAGAAGUCCCCCAGGGACAUGGAGAACGUCUUGCCAAGGAGAAUGAUUUGAUCUUCUAUGAAUGCAGUGCAUAUUCGGGCCAUAAUGUCAAAGAAUCUCUUCUUCACCUAGCCAGGAUCCUCAAGGAACGGGAGGACACUGUGAGAGACAAUAUUGUCCAGGUCCACCAGCAACCUAAGAAGAAGGCCUGCUGUGGCCAGCAGUAGAGUACCCAGACUAUGCUUUGGAUCACGACAAGGCCCGUGUACGAUCUGGAAUACCAGUUCUUUGUUGAAGUCAACAUAUGCUCAGAGCUUGAUUCACUUUGAUGACUCAUUCCUCCUCUUUGAAAUGAUCUAACCUUGUGGGAGCUGCUGUUAGACACUAGGGGGCCGCUUUCCCCUCUCUUCUUCCUCAAGCCCAGAUGUCCAUUUCUAAAGCCUGCUUCUAUGGCGAAGGAGGGGGUCGGGAUGGAGAGGGGAGGAACAGGCUUGGCAGAGGUCACCAUGUGCCUUUUCACAUCUCCCUUCUUCUUCCCUAGCCCAGGGCAUACUCCGCAUCGUAGUAGCCCUGGCAUUUUUUAUAGGACAGAUUUGCUGCUUCUUGGACAGCAGCCUGAAUCCUCCUCAGGGACUAUAUCAAGGUACAUUCUCUGGUAACUGAACUGUCUCAAUAAGCACUUCCUAGGCCUCCGUCCUGUCUAGCUGUGUUUAAAUGAA